CUCGGUGCUAGGAGAAGCGAGACUCAGACGCCAGGCGGUCGCGCUCUCCCGCCACCAGGCUAUUGCUGGCAGUCCUGGCGCGAAUUCCAUGCAACGCUGGUUGGGAAAAACGCUGCGGCGGCAGCCGGUCUCCAACCGCUCGGGGCCCGCCGCUCGCCGGCAGCAGAGGUUCCGGCGGGGCCGCCGGCCCGGAGCGCCCGUGUCUGGGCGCGAGGACUCGGACGCCAGAAAGGGGAACGGAAAGAAUUGGCACAAUGCCCAACAGCAUAUGUUGUCCAAAACCGAGGGGGAGGAGGAGGAGGAGGAGGAGGAGGGGAUGAGGGAGGGAGGGGGGGAGGAGACGAGCGUGCCAGCUGACACGUGUCGACUCGAUAUCCCGCCUUAGGCGGAGAGUACAUGCGGACCGAACGCAACGCUGCCCGAACUGUCGAAGGGAUCCUCUCAGAGUACAGCUGGACAGGGAUCCUCCUUGCUCCUCGCGGCUCCCGAUGGCACCGCCCUGCGCAGCGCUAUGGUGCAGACGGAGCAGCGCGUGCGGCGUCCCAUGUCGCGCAGCGCGAAUGUGCCAACCACCUCCCGCCCGACCCAUGAGAAGGCAGGAGACCGGAGGAGGAGGAGGAGGAAGAGGAGGAGACGCGGAGGAAGGAGCGGAAGAAUC
Prorocentrum cordatum is the source of this 658-nucleotide messenger RNA. NCBI's taxonomy places the organism in Eukaryota, Dinophyceae, Prorocentrales, Prorocentraceae. The record is from the annotation of a GenBank genome assembly.